AUGUUUCCCUUGAAGAUCAGUCAGAUUGUUCCUACUGGUCAGAUUGUUGGCACAGGUCAGAUUGUUGGUACAGGUCAGAUUGUUGGUACAGGUCAGAUUGUUGGUACAGGUCAGGUUGUUGGUACUAGUAAGAUUGUUGGUACUGGUCACAUUGUUGGUGCUGGUCAGGUUGUUGGCACUGGUCAGACUGUUGGUACUGGUCAGAUUGUUGGUACUGGUCACAUUGUUGGUACUUGUCAGACCGUUGGUACUGGUCAGACUGUUGGUACUGGUCAGACUGUUGGUACUGGUCAGAUUGUUGGUAUUGGUCAGACCCAAAGGCACACACCACAACUGUUGCUGGAAGCACUAUGUUGCAGGGAACACAGAUGA
This is a messenger RNA of Candidula unifasciata, 372 nucleotides long. The record is from the annotation of a GenBank genome assembly. Lineage: Eukaryota; Metazoa; Mollusca; Gastropoda; Stylommatophora; Geomitridae.